Ophidiomyces ophidiicola is the source of this 567-nucleotide messenger RNA. RefSeq lists its product as uncharacterized. Lineage: Eukaryota; Fungi; Ascomycota; Eurotiomycetes; Onygenales; Onygenaceae. The record is from RefSeq and is a predicted model, not a curated record. Gene Ontology annotation, cellular component: Ino80 complex. The transcript has a single exon. The coding region runs from base 1 to 567 and encodes 188 amino acids. Gene Ontology annotation, biological process: chromatin remodeling.
AUGCCGCCACCAAACACUCCUGCCGAUGAUUCCCAUCAAAAACUUCUAGAUCAACUCGACAUUACGUAUGCCACUCGCUCGUUUCGCAACCCAAACUGGAAGCCCUCCAUUCGCCGCAAUAAGAACGUGAAACAGAUAAUCUCAGAGACCUCUCGCAAAGAAGCCUCUGUAGUCGGCACUCAGGAAAAUAGCGGUACUUCCACACCUAAAGUAGCCCCAGGGGAUACUCGAACAAUUAGCAUCACACCAGGAGGUGUUCCGAAGCCAGUGACCAUUGCACAAGCUGCACAAAGUGUGUCAAUGCUGGCUCUUGAAAAGAACUUCAGUAGAUCCCAAUGCACUACCGGCCCGGUUGUCACUUAUACGAAUAUUGAAUCCGCCCCCUCGCUACACUGCGCGCAGCACAAUCACUACUGUGACAUUACCGGGCUCCCUGCGCCUUACAAAGACCCGAAAACGAGGUUACGAUAUCAUAAUAAGGAAGUAUUUAGGGUGGUCCGAUCGCUCGGACAAGGUGUGGCCGAAAGCUACCUGGAGGCCCGGGGCGCUCAUGUUGUAUUAAAGUAA